UUAGUACUACUUCAUACAUAAUCAUCAUAAUCUUAUAAGUUUUUUUUUGUUCUGGUUUAUAUAUUCAGUAAUUUUGUAAUCACCAUUAUGGUUUAUAAAUUCCUGAAUCAUGAGGUCAUAUGGGAUAUAGAAAUUAGGCAAACGAUAGUUUAAUAUUUUACAUCGUUGACAAAGAAAAUGGCAGUCACGUAAUAAGCAGCAUUGCCUCCAUUUUCAUACAAGACAUGUAAACUCCUCAAUUAGUUGCACUCACGUCUAAUACAAUUUGUCAAUGCUACCACAAAUGUCGGUUUAACAAAUGUAAUAUAAUUAAAAAAACACCUAUGUUUCUAUAUAUACGUAUAUUUCUCUACCUUGAAUCACAAGAAACAUAGGACUAAAAACAUUUUCCAAGAAACAAGAAAACAUGGACCCACGAGUCUUGCCCUUCUCCGUUCUCGCCAUCCUCAUCGCAGCCACGACUUUAGCCAACGGCUACUCCCCUCCUCCUCCUCCUACUCCUCCAACCACCGCAUACCCCGCCGCGAAAACGGUAGAAGCUGCAGUGGAAGGAAUGGUGUACUGCCAAUCCUGCGACAAGUACGGAUCAUGGUCCUUGGCCGGAGCAGAAGCCAUAGCCGGAGCCAAGAUCAGCGUCAUCUGCAAGAACCACAGGCAGCAAGUGAGCUUCUACAAAGUCUUCCAAACCGACUCCUACGGUCACUUCUACGGCGAGCUCAAAGGCCUUAAAAUGAGUCAGCAUUUCUUGGACCAUCCUCUCCACGCUUGCCGUGCCAAGCUCGUCUCCUCUCCACGCGAGGAUUGCAAUCUCUUCUCCAACAUUAACAAUGCUUUGGACGGUGCUUCGCUCCGGUAUGAGGAGAAGAGGGUAAAGUGGAAGAACUAUGAGGCUGUGGUUUACGCCGCUGGUCCGUUGGCUUUCCGUCCUGACCAUUGUCCCGAGAGUACUGCACCAGCACCUACUUACUGAUGAUUCGUGUUUUGGUGUUGAGAGAUUGAUGAUAUAUACUAAUUUUAUAUAAUGUUUUUG
This is a messenger RNA of Brassica rapa (field mustard), 1030 nucleotides long. RefSeq names its product non-classical arabinogalactan protein 30-like. Lineage: Eukaryota; Viridiplantae; Streptophyta; Magnoliopsida; Brassicales; Brassicaceae. Gene Ontology annotation, cellular component: cell periphery. The record is from RefSeq and is a predicted model, not a curated record. Gene Ontology annotation, biological process: root hair elongation; unidimensional cell growth.